Candida albicans SC5314 is the source of this 309-nucleotide messenger RNA. It is a transcript of the gene CKS1, whose product is annotated as cyclin-dependent protein kinase regulatory subunit. Gene Ontology annotation, molecular function: cyclin-dependent protein serine/threonine kinase activator activity; protein kinase binding; histone binding. The coding region runs from base 1 to 309 and encodes 102 amino acids. Gene Ontology annotation, biological process: regulation of mitotic cell cycle. Lineage: Eukaryota; Fungi; Ascomycota; Pichiomycetes; Serinales; Debaryomycetaceae. The record is from RefSeq and is a predicted model, not a curated record. Gene Ontology annotation, cellular component: cyclin-dependent protein kinase holoenzyme complex; SCF ubiquitin ligase complex. The transcript has a single exon.
AUGACUAAACCAAGAUUUUUAACAGAUAUAGAAAGAGCAAAAGUGUUGGAAUUUCAAGAUAUGAUCCAUUACAGUCCCAGAUACAGUGAUGAUUCAUACGAGUAUAGACAUGUGAUGUUACCCAAGAAUAUGUUGAAAGCAAUUCCUCACGAUUACUUUAAUCAAGAAACAGGUACUUUGAGGAUAUUGACAGAAGAAGAAUGGAGAGGGUUAGGAAUCACACAAUCUUUGGGUUGGGCCCAUUACGAAACUCAUGCUCCAGAGCCUCAUAUAUUAUUAUUCAAGAGACCCUUAAAUCCCGGGCAAUAA